AUGGCUGUCACCGAUGCUGUUAUCCUUGGAUUUCAACAAUAUUUAGCAAUGUUUGGCAAUGCAUUUAUCACUCCGACUGCUCUUGUUCCUCAAUGGGGAAAAGUUCCUGCAUCUGUACGCCUGAGGAGAGAGUCUGCCCUGCCCAAAGCAAAACUGAAGCCAUCACUCUCAACCGUGGCAACAGCUACCCAGUCUCCAGCAGCUCCUGUUGGGAAACAAGAAACAGUAACUCCUCGUCAGCAUUGA
This is a messenger RNA of Ilex paraguariensis (yerba mate), 246 nucleotides long. Lineage: Eukaryota; Viridiplantae; Streptophyta; Magnoliopsida; Aquifoliales; Aquifoliaceae. The record is from the annotation of a GenBank genome assembly.